Molecule: messenger RNA, 828 nt
Organism: Cordyceps fumosorosea ARSEF 2679
Lineage: Eukaryota; Fungi; Ascomycota; Sordariomycetes; Hypocreales; Cordycipitaceae
Product: ankyrin
Exons: 5
Coding region: 1-828 (275 amino acids)
Source: RefSeq, a predicted model, not a curated record
AUGGAGCCCAAAUCGAACGACGCCUUUCUUCAAGACGACGCAGGUAGGACCAUAGCUGAGCACGCUGAGCAAUGCAGAGAAGCAUUUGACAAAUACAUGGCCAUUCCGCAAACUUCGUACGAUCCGACCAUUAUGGAGGAUCAAAGGGCGCGCUUUGUAUGCUGGGAGGCAGACAUGGAUGAAUUUAGGACAUCCGACGCUUGGUUUUACUACCAGCUCAGAUUAAAUCUAAGGGUAGUGAAGCGCAUACAUCGGCACUUGGACUUCAUUUUGAGUACACUUACGCGGUUAAAUUUGAUCAACGAGUCAGCGGAAACCGCGACCGCUAAGAAGCGCCGCCUAUUAGAGUCGGGCCGCGCCGAAGCCACCAAGACUGUCGAGUACUCAAGCAAUGCAGACACUGGAGGGUAUCAAGGCGAAAGCGACGUUUACCUCAUCACCUGCACGAUUUAUGGAACGGUGACGCUACUCCGUCGCUGUUUCAACCAAGUUCGGCGGUCCGCCGAGAUUGCAAGGGCAGGCGAGAAUGGCCACGUAUAUAUAUGGGAGUGUCGAGCUCCAUCGCACAAACUCAUCACCUUCCAGCACGAGAGCGAGUAUCGAAAGCACAUCCAUACGGAGCACAAUAUACCCAUGUCGCGGAUUACCGAAUCGAAACUCGGCAGCUACACGAUGCCACCCAAGAAGGAAACUUGUUUCCUUGCGUUGCAAGAAAUCUCUUGCGACGGCGACGACAGCACAGAAGGCAAGGAUAGCAACCUUUUACCGCGAGAUGACGGCCCUUACCUCGUGGAGGAAGCGGAUGAUGAAGUUUCUGGAAAAGAUUGA